Messenger RNA from Iphiclides podalirius (scarce swallowtail), 456 nucleotides. Lineage: Eukaryota; Metazoa; Arthropoda; Insecta; Lepidoptera; Papilionidae. The record is from the annotation of a GenBank genome assembly.
AUGUUUUCAAAAUUUCUGAAGCCCGCCAUACAGGCGCGUCUGGGCGCUGCGAUGUUGCAGCGGAGGAAGAAUAUGCCACAGCUGAUGCUGAUUCGACCAGCUGGAGAGAUGCUACCACCAACGCAGUACGACGAUCCGAUACCGAAGAGGUUGCAACUAAGUUACGUUCUACGGGUCUACUGGGAGAUCAUACCCUUGUUCGCUGUGACCAUGCUCUCGCUGGGAAUCAUGGUGUUCUCUAUUUACUGGUCCUGUAAGAAUAAGGUGGACGUGGUGUUCACGACGCGCAGCCGCGACUGCAUAUCCCGCACGAUGGACCUCAGGCAGCCGACCGUGCACAAGUUGUUCACAAUCAAACAGCGAUACGAGCCCUGGCCGGAGAUGCAGGCGGUCCUGGAGAAGAUGGUGGCGGCGGAGAGGCGCGCCUUGUCGCGCCUGCAAUCCUGCGGACACUCU